Molecule: messenger RNA, 2051 nt
Organism: Bufo bufo (common toad)
Lineage: Eukaryota; Metazoa; Chordata; Amphibia; Anura; Bufonidae
Product: beta-1,3-galactosyltransferase 2-like
Exons: 2
Coding region: 111-1130 (339 amino acids)
Cellular component (GO): membrane
Molecular function (GO): N-acetyl-beta-D-glucosaminide beta-(1,3)-galactosyltransferase activity
Source: RefSeq, a predicted model, not a curated record
CUCACCUUCACAGACCGGACGCUGCUGCUGCUGCUACAAGUAAUACUGCUGCUGCAGGUAAUACUGCUACUACAGAAAUAUUGACAAGGACUUGAUCUUUCGGGGACAACAUGAAUGCACGAUUCUGCUCAGGGAAAGUAUUCACAUUACAGCUACUGAUCCUUGUUUUCUUGUCUGCAUACGUAUUCUACCAUGAAAGAAAAACAGAGCUUAUCAGCAAGUGGAUUCAAGAGUCUCUAAAAUUACAGGAGAGAAAAAAACCUGUAAAUAACUUGACUUACCCAGCUUUCAAGCACCCUUUGGCUCCUCCGUACCCAUUUCCAUACAAGUUCAUCAUUAAUCAGCCAGAUAAGUGCAAGGAUCGGACACCUUUCCUUGUUAUAAUGGUCUUUGGAGAGAGUCAUGACAUAGAGUCUAGACACACAAUUCGCGAAACAUGGGGUAAUGAAAGUAUUUAUGAUGCUGAUGUGGUCAAGAUUUUUCUGGUGGGUAUACCUAAAGUUGCUCCUGACGCAACACAGAGGUUGUUGGAGGAGGAAAGCCUGGCCUUUGGGGACAUCAUACAACAAGACUUUAUGGACACCUAUUACAACUUGACCUUGAAAACCUUAAUGGGUUUGGAAUGGGUGACCAAAUUCUGCCCUUCUGCCAGCUAUAUCAUGAAGAUAGACAACGACAUGUUUUUCAAUGUAGACUACUUGGUCCAUCAGUUUCUUAAUCCAGGCUUACCCAUUCAUAACAAUUACUUCACAGGAGCCAUAGUUGCCAACACUGGACCUUUGAGGAGCCGAGCAUACAAGUGGUACGUACCCAAGGAAAUUUAUCCAAAUGAUACUUACCCACCCUAUUGCUCUGGCCCUGGAUAUUUAUUUUCAGUGGAUAUGGCAAAAAAAAUCUAUGAUGUGGCCCAAGAAAUUAGGGUCAUCCCCAUGGAAGAUGCUUUUAUGGGAGUUUGUUUGUAUGAACUUCAUAUUCCACCUACUGCACCCCCUGCUGGCAUAUUUAAUGGAUUCAGGCUAGAAUAUGACCUUUGCAGAUUUAGGAAAGUUGUCACGGUGCACCAUUAUGCUGGAAAAGAGCUACAGAAGGUAUGGGCCGACUUUUGGGCUAAGAGAUCUCAGAAGUGCUAAGAAAACUGAAUUUCUUUUAGUAUAAAUUAAAAAUAACAGGAGACUAAUGUUUUUUUUGGGAAAUUCACAUGAAAAAGUAAAAUUCUCAAUGAUGAAGAGACUUUUUAGGAAACUGCUUUGGGCCUAUUAGGGUGUGCUAAGCUGAUGUUGAUGAGGUUGCCUGACUGAGACCCUCCAUUAUUAGCUACAGCUGGGGGCCAUAUUUACUGUGGUUCUUAAGGACAAUCAUCAAACUUUUAUCUCAAUAGGUGCCAUAUAAUGGAUGAUCAUACUUGUAGCACCAUAACAGGAGGAGCAUAUACUGAAUGGUUCAUCAUGUUAUAUCAAUGAUCAUUGGGUCAUGAUCAGAGAUGACCAGGGGGCCCUGCUAUCAGACACUGAACAUCCCCAUUAUGUAUAAUUUAUAUGCAAGAUUUUAUAUACAGUACAUGUUCUAUUUAUUUAAUUUAUGGACAUUUAUGUAAAAUAUCCAAAUUCCAAAGGGUAAUAUGCCAAUAGAGGGGCACCACGGCACAUUCCAGGCUGGGUUAGACUGGUCUACCAGAGUAUCUAAGGAUCAUUUGGUAGGCCAUCAUUUUCUCAAAAUAAUAAGUGCCUACAGCAAUGGAGCCAAAAGGACCAGCAAAAGACUACCCCAAAUAACCUAGAAGACCCUAUUAAUGGUAUGACACAUGUGUACAGGACAAAGUUUAGAUGCAGAGUGGAUGUGCCUAUGUUCUGUGUAAUUUUAGGGUAGAUCUUCAGAACCAUUUCAUCAAGUGAGCCUAAGGAACCCCAGUCACACCUGGGUCCUUGAGCCUGAAGCGUCCCUAAAGACACCAGUUACAGAUUUUGCACUGGGGUCCACAGCUUCAUGCAAAAAUUGUGUAAAAUGUGCUGCAAAAUAUUUUAUGAUAUUAUAUGAGUUUCACACAUGACUUA